Molecule: messenger RNA, 2322 nt
Organism: Carcharodon carcharias (great white shark)
Lineage: Eukaryota; Metazoa; Chordata; Chondrichthyes; Lamniformes; Lamnidae
Product: homeobox protein Hox-D3a-like
Exons: 4
Coding region: 294-1526 (410 amino acids)
Biological process (GO): anterior/posterior pattern specification; regulation of transcription by RNA polymerase II; embryonic skeletal system morphogenesis
Cellular component (GO): nucleus
Molecular function (GO): DNA-binding transcription factor activity, RNA polymerase II-specific; RNA polymerase II cis-regulatory region sequence-specific DNA binding
Source: RefSeq, a predicted model, not a curated record
GUACGUCCCGAAAGAAACACGGCGUCGUCAUUAAUCGGCCAAGCAAAGGACUCUAUCACACUUGAAAAGUGAACAGAUCCCAAGAAUAUUAUAUACAAAUGGUCCGCUAUUUCACUUUGCUGUUGUGGUUCGUUGCCAGGAACUGAAAAAUGGAAGCUUGAACAAAACCAGUGCCCUCUGGUCAAUCUGGACAGAUUCCAAAUCCAAUCCAACGAAAAGCAGAUAGAAAAAAAAUCUGUGGACUGCUGCAGACUUGUGAUUGGUGUAACAGUGCCACGUGACCGAAGGUGUCAAUGCUAUUCGAUAAGGGUGUCAAGACCCUAUCAUUUCGAAAUAGCGAUAUGCAAAAAGCGACUUACUACGAUAACUCCGGAAUAUUCGGCGGUUACUCCUACCAAAAGACCAACGCAUACAGCUACAGUUCUAGCCACCAGGCCUACCCGCCAUCAUCUGUUGAAAAUGAUUAUCAAAGCUCGACGUGCCCCAUUCAGACAUCUGGUGUCAGAGCCCCAAACCAUAAGCCUACCGAUAUAAAUGGCAACUGUAUGAGAACAAGUGGCAGCCAGGGCACUGCCCAGCCCCCAACCAUCAAUGAGCCACAGCAGCCACCCCCUUUGCCACCCUCACCCAAUGCAAGCAACACCUCAACACAGAAAAGAACCAAGUCUAUUUCAAAUUCUUCCGCCAGCCCAGCUGCUACUCUCACCAAGCAAAUCUUUCCAUGGAUGAAAGAGUCUCGUCAAAAUGCCAAGCAGAAAAACAACUGCACAGUUGCAGGUGACAAUUGUGAGGAUAAAAGUCCACCAGGUCCAUCCUCCAAGAGAGUCCGUACAGCCUACACCAGCGCACAGCUGGUCGAACUGGAAAAGGAAUUUCAUUUUAAUCGUUAUCUGUGCCGUCCUCGGCGAGUUGAAAUGGCAAAUUUAUUAAACCUAACCGAACGCCAGAUAAAGAUCUGGUUCCAGAACAGAAGAAUGAAAUAUAAGAAGGAUCAAAAGUCCAAAGGGAUAAUGCACUCCCCUGUUGGACAGUCUCCAGACAGAAGUCCGCUUUUGAACGCGCCAAAUAAUAUUGGAUUCUCAAGCCAGCUCCCCACUGUCAACAGUCUGAGUUACGAAGCUCCUUCGCCAACAUCCUUCACAAAAUCCCAGCAAAAUAUGUACGGCUUGGCUGCUUACACUGCACCCCAUAAUAGCUGUCUACCCCAGCAGAAAAGGUACCCGGGCACAGAGUACGACCAUCACACUAUGCAGGGCAAUGGUAGUUUUGCCAAUCAUAACUUGCAGGGCAGCCCUGUGUAUGUUGGAGGGAACUUUGUUGAUUCAAUGCCAGCUUCUGGUCCGAUGUUUAACCUUAGCCAUCUUCCUCAUCCUUCAUCAGCCACUGUGGACUAUAGCUGCGCGGCUCAAAUACCAGGCAAUCACCACCAUGGACCUUGUGAUCCCCAUCCCACAUAUACAGACCUGACUCCUCAUCACACAACUCAGGGAAGAAUCCAAGAAGCGCCAAAACUAACACAUCUGUAACGGACUAGCACGGUUUGCCAAGCGAUGUCACUUCGCUUUUUUAUUACCUCAUUUGUAUCAAAUAUUCUCCUGCUAUGAGACCGUCACAGUAUUUGUCCACCAUUCAUUCUCUACCUGUUACAUUGCUUUUCUGUGUUUAUUUAAGGGUCUACACGUCAGGCAUUCCUUUCCGUAAGAUCCUAGCGUAAUGCAGAAUGCAAAUAAAGGAAUAAUUGCUUGAAAUAGGUGCUUUUGAAGGUAAGACAUAUGGAGUCAGUCUUCAGCAAACCCUUUUUAAUGUAGAAUUUAAAGACUAGUAAUUCUACACACUCCACUUUGGUGGGAUUCUGUCCGUAACUGGUCUUAACUGUCCAGAACUUCAGCUCUGUACUUUUCAGUAAUGAACGAACUGAAUUGAACAUCAAUGAUAUGUAUUUAUUAUUUUAAGUCGAAAAGAAAAUAGAUUUUUCUAUCACUUAUUUAUCCUCGUCUUAAUGUAUUUAUGUGAGAUUUAUAGAUCUUAUACAAUCUGACUUUAACCUGUUUGAUCCAUGUCUGUUACAAUCAUAUUUUUCCUCUUUAGUAAACCUGGGUUUAAACUAGAGAGGAUAGUUUUUUGAGCAGUUGUAUCAGUGGCUGGUGUUUGUAGAUUAUGUAAGGGUUAUCUCUGAAAGCAAAUUGUAAGUUAUGACUGUAGUAAAUCAGAGAAAAUGUGGCACUACACAAUAGACGACACAUUUCUAUAAGAAUUCUUUAUUUCAAUUGUCUGGUACUAUUCCAACAGAUAUUUAGAAUAAAAAUGUGUUCUUUGAACAAA